This is a messenger RNA of Paramecium tetraurelia, 471 nucleotides long. RefSeq lists its product as uncharacterized. Gene Ontology annotation, biological process: regulation of signal transduction. Lineage: Eukaryota; Ciliophora; Oligohymenophorea; Peniculida; Parameciidae. Gene Ontology annotation, molecular function: protein phosphatase inhibitor activity. The transcript has 4 exons. The record is from RefSeq and is a predicted model, not a curated record.
AUGAAAUCAUCAUCAAAGGGGAUUUUGAAGAAGUAGUCCCAACACGAUAUAGAUAUGAAGAAAGAAUUGCAUUGGGAUGAGCAUACAAUACAAUAGCAAGACUUGGAGAGAGGAAACAAGACGAAAAUUGAUGAACCUAAAACACCUUAUGAAGAUGAAAUCAUACAAUAAAAUCAGCAGGAAGAUAAAAUUGAAGUAGAAGAUGAAAUCGAGCAAGAUUUGGUAGAGGCUUAAUUGAAUAAACAAAAAUUGCAACAACAACAUCAAAAGAAAUUGGAUAUCGAAGAAUUGAAUAAGAGAUUGAAAGAGGAUUUGGAGAGAGAAAGAAAAAACAUGGAUGAUGAUGAUUCGGCAGAAGAAGAGGAAAAAAGAAAAAAGCAUGAUGAGUUUGUCAAGAAAAGAAAAUAACACUAUAAUGAGAAGAAUUUAAUUAGAGAUGCCAUGCAUAAAAAAUAGUUUGAGGACUAAUGA